Messenger RNA from Microthlaspi erraticum, 642 nucleotides. The record is from the annotation of a GenBank genome assembly. Lineage: Eukaryota; Viridiplantae; Streptophyta; Magnoliopsida; Brassicales; Brassicaceae.
AUGAGCCUGGUCUGUAAAAUUUCUCUUACAGGAAAAGUAUAUUUCUGCUACCAUUGCUAUCUAAACGCUGUCGUUGCGGUUUACAAAGUAAGUAAAAACUGUUGUUAUGGGCCGGGUCUUACGGGCCCAAAUCUGUUGAAACGUUGUCGUUUGGAUCUCUGCCUCGAGUUUCCUUCUCCGUCUUCCAAAUUCCAGUUAUCUUCUUCCGUCCAAUCUGCCAUCGGAGCUACCUGUCGUCGUUGUUCCUCGCCGCCUCACUGCAAAUCUCUGCCUCCGUCGUAUAAACAUCUAAGCAGGAAGCUUCCAUUACAUGCGGAAAACGUCAUGGACGCGAACAAUACCUUCGAUUCUGAUCUGAUUCACGCCAUUUUCAAGCACAUUUGGGCCCGAAGAUUUCGAGAAAGGGAGAGAAGCGAUGCCAUUGAUGCUGCUGCUGAAGCUGAGGUUGAUAUGGGAGCAUCGAAGAAAAACAGACUUGCUUCUGCGAAAUCUGAAGCUCUGAAACUCAGCUGUGAGCUUCUCAAGAGUUUUGUCUCAGAGGCUGUGCAGCGCGCUGCAAUCAUUGCUGAAGCUGAGGGAAUGGACAAGAUUGAAGCUUCUCAUUUGGAGAGGAUUCUUCCACAGCUUCUUUUAGACUUUUAA